UUAUUUUCUGUUUAAUUCGGCACUCUUCAUUUUCUUUUAUUUUCAAUGUUUACGGUCUUGAAUUGAUUUUUGUGAUUCAAUAUGCUUAAUCUUUGAGUUGACAAGAGUAAUUAUUACAAAUAUAGGACUCACUAAAUUAGACUGUUUAUCAAUGCAUUUGAAUGUGCAGACUUUUACAAGUUCCAAGUAUGGCCUCUGAUUUCAAAGGGAAAGCUAUUGUGAUUAUGGGUGUCAGUGGUGCUGGGAAAUCGACAAUCGGUGAGAUAUUAGCGAGAGAUUUGAAAUGUAAGUAUCUUGAUGCCGAUGAUUUUCACUCACUCUCAAAUAAAGAAAAGAUGCGUCAAGGUAUUCCUCUUUCGGAUGAAGAUCGAAUUCCAUGGCUUAAGAGUCUACAAGAUGCAUUAAGGGAGAGUUUGAUUGGUGGAGAAACUGUAAUACUUGGCUGUUCUGCACUGCGGAAUAAAUAUCGAGAAAUUCUUAGAUCUGCUGACCCUUAUUACAAACUUGGAAGCUACGUCAGUGCGGUUAAGUUUGUGUUGCUAGAUGUUGGUGCUGAGGUACUUGCUGAUCGACUAAACAAAAGAGCUGCAGAAGGCAAGCAUUUCAUGCCGGCUACUCUUUUGCAAUCACAGCUGGACUUGCUGCACAUUGAUGAUUUUGAAGGCAUAUACAAAGUUGAUGCUACUCAAAGUCCUGAAGCAAUUGUAAAUGCACUUAAAAGCUUUGAUUUCAUGACCAAGAGUGCUUAGCGGAAAUUAUAUUCUAUGUUGUGUAUUGAUCAAGUCCAUUGCAUGACAUUGAAGUCUUUCUCAUUGCGGAUGACUUCCAUUUCAUGGAUCACAGUCUCGUAUCAAAAUUCAAUUCAAAUUGUAUUCUAUCUCA
Molecule: messenger RNA, 882 nt
Organism: Mercurialis annua (annual mercury)
Lineage: Eukaryota; Viridiplantae; Streptophyta; Magnoliopsida; Malpighiales; Euphorbiaceae
Product: gluconokinase
Exons: 5
Coding region: 162-749 (195 amino acids)
Cellular component (GO): cytoplasm
Molecular function (GO): gluconokinase activity
Source: RefSeq, a predicted model, not a curated record